GUCAAGACUCUCGUGUUGCGGGAUGACUGUUGAUUGUUGAGGCGUUUCUCUAAAGAUAUGAUGUACUUUGAACCUACUGAGUGGGAACUGUAGUUCGAAACGGCCGCAACGAACACAAUUGUGAUUUACGUCUCCAGCAGUCAGGCUCUUGAUUUGUAAUUGACGUCAACCGAUCAGAUACCGUUUUCGGUCACUUGGCCACGUAUCAACGAGGACGUUAACAUUCUAUAGCUAGCAUAUUGCAAAAAGGCAGGAAAAUGAUUAAUACGGGGAAGUUGGCCGGUCGGACUAUUUUUAUAACUGGAGCUUCAAGAGGUAUUGGGAAGAGUAUAGCUUUGAAAGCAGCGAAAGAUGGUGCAAAUGUUGUUAUUGCUGCAAAAACUGCCGAACCACAUCCAAAGUUACCGGGUACCAUUUAUACGGCGGCUUCUGAAA
Trachymyrmex cornetzi is the source of this 435-nucleotide messenger RNA. RefSeq names its product hydroxysteroid dehydrogenase-like protein 2. The record is from RefSeq and is a predicted model, not a curated record. The annotation marks the transcript as partial. Lineage: Eukaryota; Metazoa; Arthropoda; Insecta; Hymenoptera; Formicidae. The transcript has 2 exons. Gene Ontology annotation, cellular component: mitochondrion.